Phoenix dactylifera (date palm) is the source of this 1525-nucleotide messenger RNA. The record is from RefSeq and is a predicted model, not a curated record. Lineage: Eukaryota; Viridiplantae; Streptophyta; Magnoliopsida; Arecales; Arecaceae.
UGCACCCCCCCAUCUGGAACCUGGAAAGGGAGAAAAGGGAAAAAUUUGUUGAUCUCGAAGACCAGGAGGUCAAUUAUAUAUAGGAGCCACCAGAUAGCUCCCCAGAUCCCGGUGGGAGAGCCGCAGCCGUCGCCGUUCCCCAGCCGAGAGAUCGCCGGAGAUGCCUCUGUAGUGGAGGAGAAUGGGUUGCUGCUUCAGCAAAACGGAGGCUCCUUCCUGCGGCAAACCGCCGGAGCCUGAGGCGCCUCAGGAGGAGACGGUGAAGGAGGUGCUCUCGGAGACGCCGAAGCCGAGGGCGAGGACGAGGGAGGAAGGGAUUGAGAAGGAGGAGUUAGGAUUCGACAAGGUUUUGAAGGGGGGUCCAUGUGUUAGCUCCAUCAACGGAGGCUACGAUGAGAGAUCCGAGGAGAACUCCGAGGUCUGCAGCAUAAGCGAGGGCUUCUCUGCCUCCACGAUGGCGACGGACAGUAGAGUUGGGGAGGAGGGCGACGCGGAGGAGGUGGAGGGGGAGCCCAGGAGAGCGAGCGAGGAGAGAUCCCCGGCAAAGUUCCAGAGGAAGCUUUCUCGCAACAGAGAAAGCGGCGCCAGCUGCGGCAGCGGGAGGAUCUCUCAAUCGCCGGUGAAAAGGAGGGCGGGUGCCGUCGGGCGGACGUAUUCCGCCAGGGAGACGGGGCAGGGGAAUGCGGCGAGGAGCCGUGUUCCGGCCGGGGAUGCUUUCCGUAGAGACCCAGGGGAGAGGUCCGGCCGGAGGUCGGUGUCCCCGGCUGCGAAACGGGCCGCGGACCUGCGCAGCGCCACCACCGGUGGCCAAUGCAGGGUGGUGCCGGCAUCGAGGGGGAACGGCCGGUCGUCGCCGCUCCGAAUCCCGCCGCCGCCGGAUGAGGAUGAAAGGAGGGCGGAGGAAGCAAGCUGUGGUGACGGCGGCGAGGGGAAGGAGUCGUUGGAGAAUCCCCUCGUUUCCUUGGAGUGCUUCAUCUUUCUCUAGUCUCUUGCCCUCCUGGGAGCGGUUUAGGUAUGCAAUCUGUUUUUAGGGUUAACUUUUCCAGGGUCAGCAUUUCCGAAUCGUAAGCGGGAUAAAAAGAGAAGGGAAGUCAUGAGAAAGGCAGGCUAAUUUGGUGACGGUUAUGGGCCGGAUCCAACAUAGCGCCCGGUGGUGCGGCUACCAUCUACUUCUUAGAGAUAUCUAAAUCAUGGUUUAAGAUAAUCUUUCAGAUGAAGCACAUAGGUUACCGACUGAAUGGCUGGCCAACCAUUUUAGAAUAAUUUUUGAAUUGAAGAGAGAUGGUUAUCUGGUUCACUCCGAAAUAUAUUAUUUUUCGACUUGUUUUAAAUUUAUCUCUAUCCUUAUUUUAUAAAUCAUUCCUUUCAAUUAAAAAAAAAAAGAAGCAAAGCUCUUCGCUGUUUUAAGUCGCGGGUGAGGGGAAGGAUCACGAUGUUCUUCCCCCGCUUGGGAACCGUUUGAUCUUGAUCGUACGGUCUAAAUGUAUUAUAACUUCUCCUUAUGAUGAAAAGGGAACCUGAUAUA